Molecule: messenger RNA, 1017 nt
Organism: Ricinus communis (castor bean)
Lineage: Eukaryota; Viridiplantae; Streptophyta; Magnoliopsida; Malpighiales; Euphorbiaceae
Product: psbP domain-containing protein 6, chloroplastic
Exons: 4
Coding region: 92-874 (260 amino acids)
Source: RefSeq, a predicted model, not a curated record
GUCUUUACAGGUGUCUCAUCCAAAAACGGAUAAGAAAUUAAGAGCGGGAGCCCAAAAAACCCUCUCUCUCUCUCUCAAACUCCGAAAUCAAAUGGCAACUGCUUCACUGUCUCCGUUCUUCUCAACGUCCACAUCCCCAAAAUAUCCUCUCAAAACAUCGCCACCGACAACAAUUACUGCUAUAGUGUGUAAAAAUCGAUCCAACUCAACUCUAAGGAGGCAAAUUUUAAAAGGAAUUGCAGUAUCUCCUCUCAUUUUGAUAAAAGAAGCUCCCAUUUCAGAAGCUAAAGAGGUCGAAGUUGGCUCUUACUUGCCGUCUUCCCCAUCUGAUCCUUCCUUUGUUCUCUUCAAAGCUUCUCCUAAAGACACCCCUGCUCUUCGCGCAGGAAAUGUGCAGCCUUAUCAGUUCAUCCUUCCACCAACCUGGAAGCAAGCGCGUGUAGCAAAUAUAUUAUCUGGUAAUUAUUGCCAACCCAAGUGUGCAGAGCCUUGGGUUGAGGUAAAAUUUGAGGAUGAGAAGCAGGGAAAAGUCCAAGUUGUAGCUUCUCCUUUGAUACGCUUGACCAAUAAACCUAAUGCAACGAUUGAAGAGAUUGGAACCCCUGAAAAGUUGAUUGCUUCACUUGGCCCUUUUGUAACUGGAAACUCGUAUGAUCCGGAUGAGCUCUUAGAAACAUCGAUUGAAAAGCUUGGAGACCAGACGUACUAUAAAUAUGUGCUCGAGACACCAUAUGCUCUUACGGGUACUCACAAUCUCGCAAAGGCAACAGCAAAGGGAAGCACAGUUGUGUUGUUUGUGGCCAGUGCUAAUGAUAAACAAUGGCAAGCAUCAGAGAAAACUCUAAAAGCCAUUAUUGACUCCUUUAUAGUGUAACAUUUUGCGGAGCUAAAGGUAAAAGGGUUUAUAUUUGAGUCAUUGAAGUUUUAGGAAGGUUUAUUCAAUUAAAAUUUUUAAAGAUUAUGAUAGAGUUUAAAAGUCAUAUGUAUCCAAUAAUAACUUUGAAAAAUUUUGUACGA